UCAACAACCGCCCGCCGCGCGCCCACUGCGCGACCCCACCCUGUUGAACCGCCCGCGCCCAUAUUAAUAGCCAUGGGCCUCUUGGGGACGUCCGUCAUCUUCGCUUCACUCAUCUACCUCAUCGUCUACCGCCGCGACUGGCUGCUCGUUUCGAUGUUGCAAUGGCUCGGCCUCCGGGGGCCCAGCAGCCCCCCGGCCGAAGGGGCCCUACACGAGAAGGAGGGGAUGAAGAGGGAAGACACACAACCAGUGGGCGACACGGCGCCGAGGAUACGCAACGAUUCAAAGGCGAGUAACGGCAGUGCACGAAUGCCGUCGUCCGCCGGCGGACCGACGACAACGGGCAACGCGCGGCGCGACAUGCUAGCCAUGCCGCCCCCACCACUUCCCCCGACGAUCCAGCCGCCGACCAUCGACGAGCCCGAGAGCCCGACGACGCCCAAGGCUUCUGCCAGUCGCCCUCUGCAACCCGUACCGACCUUCACGCUCUCCGACGAGCCCCCCGCCACGCCAACGUCUACGGGCAUGAUGCCCCCUCCUCCGAGGCCAUCGCGCCCCUCGCCCGGCGGCCGCGUCCCGACUCUUCCGCAGUUCCCAGCCGCCAACUCCGCCCAGCGCGCCCGCGGCCCUGUUCCCAACCGCGGUCCCCCCUCGCUGUCCCCCGGCGGCCUCGCCCCUCCGCCCACGCACUCCUCCAAGCCGCAGAAGCCCUCGCGCAAGAUCAUCCUCGAACCAGGCCACUCGCCGCUCGACUGGGCGCGCAUCUCUGGCCCCAACGCGGACCUCCGCGGCCUGGACGCCUCCACGCCCUUUCUGCGCGUCACUCCGUCCAUGCUCAAGCGCCAGACGGGCCGCAAGGGCAAGGACGCUUGGAUGGCCAUCAACGGAAAGGUCUACAACGUUACGCCGUACGCAAAGUUCCACCCCGGAGGUGUGCCGGAGCUGAUGCGCGGUGCGGGCCGCGACGGCACCAAACUCUUUGGCGAGAUUCACCCCUGGGUGAACUACGAGACUAUGCUGGCGGCCUGCUUGGUCGGGUUGCUCGUGGAAGAGCCGGAGGCUGGCAAGGAAGAGAGCGAGAUGGACAAGAUGGACUAGUUUGCGACUAGACUACCGAUUUGUACCCUGAUGAGCCUGGCAUUGCAUAGACAUACCGACUAGAGAGAUACCCCUGGGCGAGAGAUGGCAGAGUUGAAUGUAAAUCAUAUACUACCUAGGUAUUUAUCCAUGCUCACCGCGAUCAUGCCACUAGGCCCAUAUCCAUCUCUCUCUUCCUGAAGCCUAUCGAAUAUGAGGAGAGGAAACCAACACCCGCAUCCCACCGCUCAAACAAGUCUAUGGCUUCACAUGCCGUUCUAUACAUUCCACUCAAUGCCAAUCUCUUACUGCAUCCG
Purpureocillium takamizusanense is the source of this 1394-nucleotide messenger RNA. RefSeq names its product Cytochrome-b5 reductase. The transcript has a single exon. The record is from RefSeq and is a predicted model, not a curated record. Bases 73 to 1098 code for a protein of 341 amino acids. NCBI's taxonomy places the organism in Eukaryota, Fungi, Ascomycota, Sordariomycetes, Hypocreales, Ophiocordycipitaceae.